AUGGAACUGCCAGAUGAGGACACUAUACGUAUUCUCAUUACUACUGAUAACCAUGUUGGGUAUAACGAAAAUGACCCUAUUACGGGUGAUGAUUCGUGGAAGACUUUCCAUGAAAUUAUGAUGAUAGCGAAGGAUAGUAAUGUUGAUAUGGUGCUACAAGCUGGUGAUCUAUUCCAUGUUAAUAAGCCAAGUAAAAAGUCAUUGUAUCAAGUAAUGAAGUCGUUACGUUUGGCUUGUAUGGGUGAUAAGCCUUGUGAGCUGGAAUUAUUGAGUGAUCCAUCACAAGUGUUACAUUAUAAUGAAUUCAGCAGCGUUAAUUAUGAAGAUCCUAAUUUUAACAUCUCCAUACCAGUGUUUGCCAUUUCCGGUAACCAUGAUGACGCAAGUGGUGAUUCUUUAUUAUAUCCCAUGGACUUACUACAUGUUUGUGGACUUGUCAAUCAUUUUGGAAAAGUACUGGAAUCUGAUAAGAUUAAUAUAAAACCACUGUUAUUUCAAAAGGGUAAUACUAAGUUGGCACUAUAUGGUUUAGCAUCUGUGAGAGAUGAACGAUUGUUUAGAACAUUUAAGGAAGGUGGUAUCUCGUUCGAUGUCCCCACAAUGAGAGAAGAUGAAUGGUUCAAUUUAAUGUGUGUUCAUCAGAAUCACACAGGCCAUACAAAUACCGCCUUUUUACCAGAACAAUUCUUGCCAGAUUUUUUGGAUCUGGUAGUUUGGGGCCACGAACAUGAAUGCAUACCUUUCUUGGCUCAUAAUCCAAAUAAGAAAUUUGACGUUUUACAGCCUGGUUCAUCCGUAGCAACAUCUCUAAGUCAAGCAGAAGCUCAAGAAAAGAGUGUAUUUAUCUUAGAGAUACGAUAUGGUGUACAACCAAAGUUAAUUCCAAUACCAUUAAAUACAGUAAGAACGUUCAAGAUGAAGACGAUAUCUUUGCAAGAGACAGAAUAUUUAAGACCUCAUGACAAGGAGUCAAUCUCAAAAUUCUUAGUACAACAAGUGGAAGAAAUGAUAAAUGAAGCUAAUGAGGAAAUCAAAACGAAAAUUGCAAAACUGGGACUUCCUAAUACUAGUAUGGAAACUGAUGGCCUGACAGAAUUGCCAUUACCAUUAAUCAGAUUACGAGUCGACUAUAGUGCUCCAGAAAAUGGCCAUUCUAUAGUGGAUUAUCAAGUUGAAAAUCCUCGUAGGUUUAGUAACAGAUUUGUUGGACAAGUUGCUAAUAGCAAUAACGUUGUACAGUUUUUCAAAAAGAAAAAGAUUACAAAACGGACUGGAGGUAAGAAGUCCAGUUCAGAUGAUGCUGAUUUAAGACAUGUUUUACAAAAUGGAAAUGAUGAACUGGAGAUUCAAGAUCUUGUUAAUAACAUGUUAACAAAAAUGCAACUUUCUUUACUUCCAGAAGUUGGCAUGCACGAGGCGAUAAAGAAGUUUGUAAAUAAGGAUGAAAAGGCUGCAUUAAAAGAGUUCAUCGACCAUGAAAUAGGUGAAGAAGUUGAUAUUUUGGCCUCCAAUAAAGAUUUUCUUCAAUCAGAGAAUCCUGAAGAUAUAAAAUCCUUGAUUAGGGAAGUUAAGAAGGCAAAUUCUUAUCAGACAUCCCUUGAAACUGAUGAUUUAUCUGCACAGCAUGUGUAUGAUAAUACCGCAAAGACUCAGCCACAUGAUGACAAUAAAGUAGUCAGCGAACCUGAGCUGUCAGAUGAGGAAGUCAUCCCAUCUUUCAACAAAGGGAACAAUACUGAACCAACUAGAACCAUUCACAAAGCUAGAAAAAAUAUAUCUCAAAGCACUCGAAAGGAGAAGAGACGUCCAAUGUCAGAAUCGAUAGUAGUAUCAUCCGAAGAGGAUUUGGAUGACCUUAACAACGAUGCCUUCAAUAACUUCAAUGCCAACGAUGAGGACGAUAUAAUCACAAUAAGUGGUGAUGACGAUAAGGAAGAUUACAUAUCAGCCAAUCGUAAUGUUGCAGGAAGUACGUCUACAAGAAAGUCGGCUACUAGAAGAGGAAGAGGUAACUCUAGCACAGGUCGCAAGCCACGGUCACGAUCAUCUACAAGCGCAACCACCAAAACCCCUAAGACGGAUGUUUUGAGCGCUCUAAUUGCUCGAAAGAGAAAAUAA
Messenger RNA from Kazachstania africana CBS 2517, 2118 nucleotides. It is a transcript of the gene MRE11, whose product is annotated as MRX complex nuclease subunit. Gene Ontology annotation, cellular component: nucleus; Mre11 complex. The record is from RefSeq and is a predicted model, not a curated record. The transcript has a single exon. Bases 1 to 2118 code for a protein of 705 amino acids. Gene Ontology annotation, biological process: mitochondrial double-strand break repair via homologous recombination; double-strand break repair via nonhomologous end joining; meiotic DNA double-strand break formation. Gene Ontology annotation, molecular function: 3'-5'-DNA exonuclease activity; DNA endonuclease activity; manganese ion binding. NCBI's taxonomy places the organism in Eukaryota, Fungi, Ascomycota, Saccharomycetes, Saccharomycetales, Saccharomycetaceae.